CAACCGUCCAACCCGAACGAAGGCAGCAGAGAAAACGAAAGCUGGUUUUGGCUUUUGUUUUUUAUGUUUCUCUCUCUCUUUCUCUCUCGCUGAGAGAGUCUUCACUCUUUAACAGUCGAAACUGAUUUUGAAAACGAUGAGAGAUAGGCUGGUAGGACAGAGAGGGGCUUGAUCUACGGAAACCCUAAUAACUUUGUUCUGCAAGCAGAGAAAAGCUGCGAUUUCUGGGUAUAGUGAACAGUGUUUUGACAAAGGGUUGAAGCGGAAGGUCCUUUAAUGGCGGUUUAAUCGAUGUUUAUUGGUUGGGAGAAGAAAUAUAACACAGGAGGUGUGCUCAUGGCGAAAAGGACGCGUUUUUGACGGUUCGUUGCGGAAAAACGAAUCUGGAUUGUUUUUCGAUUGUCGGAGACAGGAAUUUGGACUUGGAGACAACGAUUCCAAGCUUUCAAAGAAUCAAGGCCUCUCCCUUUUGGCUGUUGUCGUGGUGUUUUCUUAGUGUCGCGUCACGAUCCUCGGAUUUCUUCGAUCUUCUUCGUAUCUGAUUCGAGAACGAGCGGAGAACGUACAAGAAAUACUAGUGAAGCCCCCUGUUUCCUCACGUUCCGAGGAUAGCUCAUCCGUCUUUGCUUGCUGGAAGCUUUCUUUUCCAUUUUUUUCUCUUUUUCGAGCUUUGAUUCUUGGUGGAGAAAAGAUUAGAUUCGGCUCUUGUUUGAUUUCUUCGAUACUAGCAGUAGUUGCUUGCAUUGCUCUGCGUGGUUGGGAAAAGGAGAUACUUUAUAUAUCUCUGAGAGCUUUUUCAGACGAAAAGCAGUGUUAGAAGGAGAUCUUUCGAGUCUGAAAAGAGCGUCGUAGAGGUGAAGUUAGUGUUGGACCUUAAAAUGUACGAGUUAUUGAGGGAUUCAGACGGUGAAAUCGGUUCUGAAACCCUAAAUUCUAGCCAAAGUUCGAUGAGCAGCGAUAGCUGCAGUAGCUUCAGUCGUCUCUCAUUUGACGCUCUUGAAAUCCCCGCCAAAGCUUCUUACUCUCAGGAGAGCUUUGCCUUGAAGCCUCACCGGUCGUCGGAUUACGCGUGGGAAGCCAUUCGUUCCGCCACUUUCCACCGCAAAAACGGCUUGAGCUUUAGAGACUUCAAGCUCAUUCGCCGAAUCGGGAGCGGCGACAUUGGGAGCGUUUAUCUGUCCCGUCUAAGAACACACGGCGCCGGCGAAGACGGCUGCUAUUACGCGAUGAAGGUGGUGGAUAAAGAAGCGUUGGCAUUGAAGAAGAAGGUCGAGAGGGCGGAAACGGAGAAGCGGAUUCUGAAGAUGUUGGACCAUCCUUUCCUGCCAACCCUUUAUGCAGAAUUCGAAGCUUCGCAUUACACUUGCGUAGUCAUGGAGUUCUGCUCUGGUGGUGAUUUGCAUACUCUCAGACACAAGCAGCCUGGAAAACGUUUCUCGUUGAGCUCUGCAAGGUUCUACGCAGCGGAGGUUCUUGUAGCUUUGGAGUACCUCCACAUGAUGGGGAUUAUCUACAGAGAUUUAAAACCAGAGAACGUUUUGGUUAGAUCCGACGGUCACAUCAUGUUAUCAGAUUUUGACCUCUCUCUUUGCUCUAAUGCAAUCCCAGCCGUUGAAUCCCCUGACUCAUCGCCCGACCCCACAACUACUUCAUCGCUGUCCUCGACUAGCCGGGCGCGUACACGUUCGUCCUCAUCGUUGUCUUGCCUUUACAACCGGCUCUUCCGGUCGCGUAAGGUGCGGACCGUGUCAAUGAACCGCCGGUUCGUUGCAGAACCGGUUUCCGCCCGUUCAUGCUCCUUCGUCGGGACUCACGAGUACGUAGCACCAGAGGUGGCUGCCGGGAAGUCGCACGGAAACGCCGUAGAUUGGUGGGCCCUUGGGAUCUUCAUCUACGAGCUUAUCUACGGCCGUACACCCUUUUCGGGCGAGACAAACGAAGCUACGCUGCGAAACAUAGUGAAAAAGCCGUUGUUUUUCCCGACGGAAUCUCCGGCUAGUGCGUCAGAAGUCCAUGCACGUGAUCUGAUCUCCGGCCUACUGGUCAAAGAUCCGGCGACGAGGCUGGGGUCGAAAAGGGGAGCGGCCGACGUUAAGACACACCCCUUCUUCAAGGGAUUGAACUUCGCCCUUAUACGGUCCUAUAAACCACCGGGCAUUCCGAGUCUCCGGCGCGUCUCGUCCUGCCACGAGCGGUUGAAGAAAUCGUCUUCCUCCAAGUUCGACUACUUCUGAGUUCUGAGUUUUGGAUACCUCCACGUGCCACGUGGCAAGAUUUUUGAUCUUCCUACCCAGCACAGUGCGACACUGUAAAUUCGGAUUUUCUCUUCUCAUCUAUUGUACUUCGACAGUUAAUACUACUGGAACGUUGGCCGAAA
Messenger RNA from Nelumbo nucifera (sacred lotus), 2377 nucleotides. RefSeq names its product protein kinase PINOID-like. Gene Ontology annotation, molecular function: ATP binding; protein kinase activity. Lineage: Eukaryota; Viridiplantae; Streptophyta; Magnoliopsida; Proteales; Nelumbonaceae. Gene Ontology annotation, biological process: protein phosphorylation. The record is from RefSeq and is a predicted model, not a curated record.